AUGGCCAUUGGGAUCAAUGUCACUGAGAUACCGGACUCUGAAGAUGAGCCUAUGACGUCGUCGCCUGUCGCAGUUUCAGAUGCAGCUGUCGUCAAUCUCUGUAAAGCAGCGCUCGCCCCUGCUCAAGAACUCCAAGACAGCACCGUUCCUCAGCAAGCGUCCGCCGAGCACGUUGCCAAACCUGUCUCGAGACGCACUGAUGGCUUAUGCGCCGAUCAGGGAAAUGCUUGUGUUGACGUCGAAACGACGCGAAUUGAUCAGACUGACCUGCAGCCUCACCCUACGCCUCAACAAGAAGGAGCUACUGAGAAUGUGAGCAACAACGAUGCAAUAUGUCAAAACGAGGUAGAUGUGACUAUACCAGACCAUCAUCUCGCGGCCGUCGAGGCCAACUCAAGACGAGCAGGAUCAACCCCAGCGCCAGAGUUACAUUUGCAGCCACACAUUAUCCCUGCACCGGAUGCAGAGCGACAGGACGUUGGCGGGACUAUGCAGUCCAAAGCACCAGUCGCAGAAGAAACAUUGGAGUUUCGCACAUACAAUGGCGAAGUAAACGAACCUAUGUUUCUUCGAACAGAGCAGGAGCCAUUGCAGACGGCAGCACUAUGCAUCGAUGAUACGGUUGUUGAAGUCGCUCAACCGAAGCCUAUACCAAAUUAUGUGCCAGAGAAUGAUUCAAUGAGUGGUCAAGCUGAAAAGAUCAUGGAUCACGUUGAUCAUUUUUCAAAGUUCGAUCACCUGCCAGAUACACCCAGCAUCUCUGCAGAGGAAAAAGAUGAAGGGUCACUAGUGUUGCAGGAUCUCGCAGAGCCUUCCAUUAACAGUAGCAAAGUACCUGAGAUUGAAUCUGUUUCGACAGACAACGAUCAAGCUCAGGCGCAUGGGAAAGACGGUGUUGAAACUCGAGAUAGGAAGUCAAAUUCUGAUGCCCCUGUCUCCUCAUUACUAUCUCCUUGUCGUCCGAUACCUACUGAGACCACGGAAGGUGCGGCCAAAGGUAGUGAUUCUCAAGUCAACAGUCGGAUGAUCGGCAGUGCCCUGGAUUUGCCAGCCACAGGGAUCGAACACUCCUCAUUACAGACAGUAAAUGGCACAGCCUUGUCUACACCGGAGCAGCAAUACGACGGUCACAUGCUGCAGGAUUCAUCAAAGCAAAGUUCACUUGCGACAUUAGCGGCAGAGCUGUAUCUCUCAGCUGUGAUGGAGCAUGAAGCUGACGCGAAGCAAUCUAAGAAAUUUGGAACCGAACUCUCCGAUUUGCACACUUACCCAGACUCAACAAUAGAUGGAACAGUUCAGGAACACCCUUUCGAAAUCGCCAACGAUUCAAACGAGACAAAAGGAGGUACCAAAGUCAGCGAUACGAAGAUGGAUGUCAAUGAGCAUGAGAUAGUCGCUGGGACAGAGACGCAGUUGGACAAAGUCGAAAAUGUGUCCCAUUCGAUUGCAUGUGAUGCGAUUCCCUAUCCCUUGUCCGCCAAGAGACCGUUGGAAGAUGAGAAGAAGGUAACCCAGGCAGACGAGCAGCCGGCAGGGAACAAACCUACAACGAGAAAUGAAACUCCUACAACCACGCAAUCGUCGAUGGAAACCAACAUACCGUCUGCGUCUACCGAAUCUAAGCAGCAGACGCAACUCGAUCAGUCCCAAAAGCACACCGAAGCUUUGCCAAGUUCAACCCCCAAACGGACUCCUCAAGAAACCACGCUCGCUGAACUCAAAGCGCAAAAAGCCGCCCUACUAUCCUCCCUCGCCAAUUUUCCAGCUAUCCAAGUGCUUAUGGAGGAGAAUGACGCUUCUGAUGUGGACAUGUCAGACGGCGACGGCGAACCCACCGAUGCGGAUGUCAUGGCUGCGGCAAACAAAAUUGUGAAGGAACAUAUCAAACUGUUGCACGAGUACAAUGAGCUGAAAGAUGUGGGUCAAGGUCUUAUGGGUCUGAUCGCAGACCAACGUGGGGUGAGGAUUGUGGAGAUACAGGACGAGUUCGGAGUUGACGCGCAAGACUGA
This is a messenger RNA of Dothidotthia symphoricarpi CBS 119687, 2010 nucleotides long. RefSeq names its product Swi5-domain-containing protein. Lineage: Eukaryota; Fungi; Ascomycota; Dothideomycetes; Pleosporales; Dothidotthiaceae. Gene Ontology annotation, biological process: meiotic joint molecule formation; double-strand break repair via homologous recombination; meiotic DNA recombinase assembly involved in reciprocal meiotic recombination. The transcript has 2 exons. The coding region runs from base 1 to 2010 and encodes 669 amino acids. The record is from RefSeq and is a predicted model, not a curated record. Gene Ontology annotation, cellular component: Swi5-Sfr1 complex; Swi5-Swi2 complex.